AUGGCUAGUUACACCCAAGACCUUCCUCCGAAAAAUGGAUUCGAGAAAAUUCAAUGGCAGGCGCAAAAUCCGACGAGAUUAAUGCGAGGAUAUACACAGUUUGCCCUUUUUGCUGCAUUCACUCUUUGCGGAUGGGUUGGCUUUGCAUUUUGGAGGAAACGUCAAAGGAGAUACAAUCUGGAGAUGAUGGAUGCCAGAGUUGCAAUAGAGCCGUUUCUUUUAGCUGAAAAGGACAGAGCAAUUCUGAAGCAUUUGAGACGUUGUCGUGACGAAGAAAAUGAAGUGAUGAAGAAUGUACCUGGCUGGAAAACAGGGACACUGUGGGGAGAGCCAGUCUACUACAAUGUUAGAGACCGCUUCAUCAAACCAUCACACACUGAGCAAAUUGUGCAUCUGGAUCCAAAAUAUGUCAAUAAAGUUCAAUAUAACCAUUUGGUGCAGUAA
Candidula unifasciata is the source of this 444-nucleotide messenger RNA. The record is from the annotation of a GenBank genome assembly. NCBI's taxonomy places the organism in Eukaryota, Metazoa, Mollusca, Gastropoda, Stylommatophora, Geomitridae.